Molecule: messenger RNA, 1290 nt
Organism: Penicillium waksmanii
Lineage: Eukaryota; Fungi; Ascomycota; Eurotiomycetes; Eurotiales; Aspergillaceae
Product: MFS transporter
Exons: 4
Coding region: 1-1290 (429 amino acids)
Biological process (GO): transmembrane transport
Molecular function (GO): transmembrane transporter activity
Source: RefSeq, a predicted model, not a curated record
AUGCCUAGCGCAUUGGUUUUGCGAGCUGGUGUCAGCUUUGAGGACAGAGAGUUCUGGAAUAGUUCGCUUUUGAUUUCCGAAGCUGUCACGGCUCUUAUCUGCAGCCCGAUCUUCGGGUAUGUGCUUGACGUCUCCGGCACUCGUCAAGGGCCCUACCUAGCGGGCCUCGUUCUGUUAUUCGCCUCAAUGGUAAUUUUUACGGCAUCAAGAUCCGUACUCUGGUACACAGUCGCGCGGAUACUUCAAGGAGGAGCAACUGCAAUGGUUACGGUCGCAGGGUUCGCUAUUGUGACAGAUGCAGUAGACAAACAUCAUUUGGGACAAAUGCUCGGCUAUAUUGGAACAGCUAUGACUCUGGGCUUUGUGUCUGGUCCUGUUUUAGGUGGAGUGGUAUACAGUAUUGGAGGCUUCUAUGCAGCAUUUGGGAUGGCAUUUGCCAUUAUUACCUUGGAUCUGGCUUUGCGACUGGCUGUCAUUGAAAAAAAAGUCGCAGAGCGUUUCGUAUCCUCUUCAGACAACGGAGUGGUCUCACCGAGUCGAGAUCAUGACCACAAUAACCAAUCAUACGGCUCAGCUCAGAGUACGCCGCGUGGACCCAAACCCCCAAGACCAGACGGAUCCCUUGCUUUGUUCAAGCUCUUACGACAGCCUCGAGUCUUGAUAGCUCUAUGGGCCGUUAUCGUAAGCGCAAUAGUGGCGUCCGCCUUUGAUGCGGCCUUGACUAUAUUUGUUGAAACAAUUUUCCAUUGGGAUGUUCUAGGAGCUGGUCUCAUUUUUAUACCCGGUGCUUCGGCGGCAAUUCUACAGCCAUUCUUUGGCUACCUUACUGAUCGUCUUGGGUCACGGAUAAUUGCUUUUUCGAGUUUCGCCAUUCUAUCACCCACCCUUAUUUUGCUUCGUCUCGUUGAAAAGAAUACAUUUCAGCAUAAAGCAAUUCUGUGUGUUAUACUUGCCACCGUUGGGAUGUGUAUCGACCUCGGCGAGCCCGCUCUUCUGGUUGAACUACAGAAGGUUCUUGAUGACAUGGAAGCUGAGGAUCCAAGAGUAUUUGGUGGGCAAGGCGCAGUUGGGCAGGCCUUCGGUCUUCAGAGUAUGGCACAUUUCGGUGGUUUCGCCCUCGGGCCAAUUAUUGGAGGCUUCGUAUCAUUCCAUUAUGGUUGGAAUGUUAUGACAUUUUCUCUGGGCUUGCUGUCCCUAGUCACAGCCGUUCCGAUGAUGUGGCUUAGUGGGCCGAUUCAAGAUGACCAUACUAUUAGUGAAACAGGAAGAGAUCCACUGAUGGAUUACUGA